CUCAUAAUGGCCUCGGACGACGGAAUUGGUCCUCGAAAGAGGCGCAAGAUUAGUUCACCAGGGACCAUACCUUAUGUGUUACACUCACUCUUCGAGGAUGUGCCGUUAUCGACCGAGCACAGCUCCGACGUCUACAUCACAUGUGUCGAGUACUGGAAUGAAAACCUCUAUAUCGGCACCUCUGCAGCCGAGAUCUUACACUUUGUAUGCCUUCCGCCAGCUUCUCCAGAGGACGCCGCCGAGCCUACCUUUAUUCUAGCAUCCCGAUUACCGAUCCUAUUUGCCCAGAAGCCCCCAGAGAACAGUGGCCAAGAAGGCGUUCGCCAAAUAGUUAUCUUAUCCUCAGUGAACAAAGCAUGUAUCCUCUGCAAUGGGACUGUUACGUUCUAUAUGUUGCCAGAGCUCAGCCCAGCUUUUGGAAAUACUAAGGUCAAUAACUGCCGCUGGAUUGGUGGAUUGGAUCUCAACUGGGAUCCGGAAUCAGGGGAGAAUCCAACUGUCAUGAUUGCCGUACAGAACAGGAUUAUGCUUGUCCAGAUUGGGGAUGAGGCGCGACGUAUCAAGAAGAUCGAGUUUCCCGGUUGCUUGACUGCAGCACGGCGAGGAACGAUUGCCUGUGCUGCAGAUACGCAUUCAUACUCAUUGCUUGAGGUUGCCCACCAGCAAAAGAUCCCCCUUUUCCCCAUAUCCUCUUCGAAUGAAGUAUUUGAAUCAGGCCAUGUGGAGGAUAUGAACCCAGCACCACGGACUCCGCUCAAACGUUCGCCCUCUUCCUCCUACCCAACCUCACCACCGAGUAAUACUUCUGGACAUGGUAGAAGUACCAGCCUGAAUACCUUAGUGGGAAUGCUCUCGCCGCAGGCACAAGCGGCUCAGCUGGAUAGAUCGCCGUCGGGAACGCCUGAUCCUUUCACAUCUAACGGGGAAGCUCGAAGAUCAAGCUCAGAGGAGCGAGAGGGCAAGAAUUCCCCCAAACCUACCGAUGACAAAGAUUCAGCCAACCAGUCUCCCGCCAGUGAUAGCCUGAAGCCCUUACCACCCCUACCUCCGCCGAUAAAGCAAGCCUCGAAGCGUCUUCAGCCUCAUGUGGUAUCGCCUACGCCUACUGAGUUUCUACUUGUGACUGGAACCGAGGCAACAGAACCGGGUGUCGGGAUGUUCGUCGACAUGGAUGGCGAAGUUGUUCGAGGCACGCUUAACUUCCAUAGAUUUCCGAAGUCGGUCGUGAUUGAUAACGACCAUAAUGACCAAGUCUUUCAGACUAGUGGCGCUGCUAAGGAAGAAUUCGUUCUCGCUGUAAUCGAAGACGAAGAGGACGGAAAGACCCGAGCGAGACUAGAGAUUCAACGUUGGGACGACGACCCCGGGGAGACUGAGCGAACUAAGAGAUGGUUAGAGAUACCCACUCCUGGGGAGCUACAAUCUGCUCAAGUUGGUCUUCGACACACACUAAGCCCUAGCCAUCUCGAGCUUAGUGAAGUCGGGCGGCUCUUGCGAAUGGUCCGCCUUAAAAACCCCACGCUACCCCCACAUGUCUUGGUAGCAGACUCAAGAACGCAGGCAUCUAUCGAGCAUCUUCAAAAGGAGAAGGAGCUGUUUGAUUCGCAAGAAUCGACAGACUCAGAUGGCUACAAGAAGAGCGGCGGCCCAUCAAUCCAGGGCUGGGAGGCUCAACGCGAUGCGGAAGAAGCAAAUUUUGCACAUGGACUGGGCAAGACCCAAAGCAGUCUUGUAAUGUGGUCUGGAUCUCGAAUAUGGCGCGUGUUACAGAAUCCUUUGAUCAUCCAGCUGGAGGACACCCUGCAGAGAGCCCAGGAGACGAAUGACAGUGAGCACACAGUGCUGCGCAGGGAUGUCAUCCUGGACCUGCUACUCUCAGUCCAAGACACCGAGCCAAAGACAGAGGCCGAGUUCAUUGGGCUAAGCUAUGUGAAACAAAAGGCGAGCCUGAUGCUCUAUGGUGACCUUCUUUCCAUGCAGCCAGAUGACUGCAGCGAGGCAGCAGUUGAUGGCACCGAAAAAGCCCUAUUGGCAGGUAACCUCGACCCUCGUUUGGUCUUGCUAUUUAUUCCAUUGUUGCGAUGUGAGGUAUUACAGGGCCCCCAGGGGAUAUGGAUACACGCUGGGUUGGCAACCAUGGCAGAAGAAUAUAUCCAGCAAGUUGGGGAGAUAGGCGUCAGCAUCUCUGGAUUUGAUGCCUCGCGCAACUCUGUUCUCAACAUGGUAAAACGGUUCCUUCUUUCCUGGCAGCAGAAGCGCGGAUAUGGUAGUAUCACCGAUGAGACAGAAGUGUUGGAUAGCACUGAUGCUGCACUGUUGCAUCUGACCUUGGAGCAAGAUGCUUAUCUGACACGAGACCAGCGGGCGGCAUCUCCAAUCCGGUCCGAGCUGAACAGGCUGGUCGAUAACUGGAAAGGCAAUUUCGACCGCGCAGUAAUGCUUCUGGAAACAUAUAAGCGGCUUUAUGUACUGAGCCGUCUGUAUCAAAGCCAAAAGAUGUCUCGAAAUGUGCUCAAAACCUGGCGACGAAUCGUCGACGGGGAAACCGACGCUGGCGGUGAGGUUUCCGCGAACGGCGUGGAGACGCAGAUGCGCAGAUACCUGGUCAAGAUAAAGGACGUGCAGCUGGUGGAAGAGUAUGGCUCUUGGCUGGCUGGACGAAACCCCAACCUUGGCAUCCAGGUGUUCGCAGACAAUGCCAGCCGGGUCAGACUGGAACCGGCGGAUGUUGUUACUCUCCUUAAGGAACGAGCACCUAAUGCCGUCCAGGUUUACCUAGAGCACCUGGUAUUUGCCAAGAACUACACGCAAUAUGCCGAUGACCUGAUCUCAUACUAUUUAGACACGGUACUUUCCGUGCUCGAGACAUCACCCGAGGCACGAGCUUCUUUGGCCGAAUCCUAUUCAACUUAUCGAGCCCUGCAGGCCCCGAAACCAACAUAUCUCAACUUCAUAACUGAAAACACACCCGCAGAGCCCUGGUGGCAAUCCCGACUUCGAUUACUUCAGCUGUUAGGUGGAAUCUCCAGCUCUCAAUUCUCUUCACAGCCCCUUCCAACGGGAAUCAGCUACUCAAUCCCCAAUGUGCUGGCCCGCAUCGAGCCAUUCCAAAACGAGCUAGUGUCAGAGUGUAUCAUCCUUGAUGGGCUACAGGGCCACCAUGGCCCAGCUCUCCACCUUCUCACACACGGUCUAGGCGACUACGACUCGGCGAUUCGCUACUGCCUGUUUGGCGGCCCACGCAGCUCUUCCUCUUCAACAGGCAACCCACCGGAACUAGCAGACUACGACCUACAGAAAACACUAUUCCGCCACCUGCUUGACGAGUUUCUGCAAAUCCAGGACCUGUCGGACCGCAUCGAGCGGACAGGCGACCUCCUCGCGCGCUUCGGGGCCUGGUUCGAUGUCCGCGAAGUGCUCGAUCUUAUUCCAGAGGAUUGGAGCGUUGAUAUUCUUGGAGGCUUCUUUGUGCAUGUUUUCCGCACGCUGGUGUCUCAAACUCGCGAGACCCGCAUUGAGCGUGCUCUGAGUGCGGGAUUGAAUUUGCGCGUUGGUGCCGAGUACAUCGAUAGCAUGGAGAAGGCUGGACCUUGGCUCGAGGAGGCAGAAGGCGUGAAAAGGCUCAAAGAUACAGAGCGCCUGGGAUCUUUGCCACAGACUGAUGACCCUCGUGAUGAUGCUUCUAAUGACUCUACUGAAUUUGGAGAUACGGUGGGGCCUACAUCUGGGGAAGUGGGCCAGUAG
This is a messenger RNA of Penicillium paradoxum, 3744 nucleotides long. RefSeq lists its product as uncharacterized. The transcript is spliced from 3 exons. Lineage: Eukaryota; Fungi; Ascomycota; Eurotiomycetes; Eurotiales; Aspergillaceae. Gene Ontology annotation, biological process: endosomal vesicle fusion; autophagy; vesicle-mediated transport. The record is from RefSeq and is a predicted model, not a curated record. Gene Ontology annotation, cellular component: fungal-type vacuole membrane; cytoplasm. The annotation marks the transcript as partial.